AUGUCUAAAUCAAAUUCAAAUAAAAAAGAUCAUGAGACUUGGCGAUUAAACGCUGAAACUAAAUUGUCAACUUCUCUUUGGGCUCAAGUUAUCAAAAAAUUAGGAAUUGAUAAUACUGAACAAAGACGCAACUCUUUGUACAAUAUCUGGCAUUUAAAACGUCAUAAAAUUGUUCAACUUGUCGAAAUAGAAUUAAAAAGAAAAAACAGAAAUAUAAUUGAUGGAGAUGAUGGUGAUAUUAGUCGAAUAGAAGAAGUAUCUGUUCGAGAGGAUAAUAAUGCACAUUUACUACCUGAUCCAUCAUUGCCUUUACCUGAGCCGCCGAAUACACGUACUAAGCAACCAGGAACUAUCAAUGGUAAUAAUACUGAAUGUUCAAUCGUCAGUGAAACAUCAUUUAUUUUGACGCCAAGUGAAUGGAAGGCUGCAUUUAGUUGUGCACAAAAAAAAUUGAAUGAUGGUUGGACAAAGAUAUUUUACGACAAAAUAAUUCCAUGUGGAAUUACAUGUUCGUGCACUGGUAAGUAUUGUACUAGAUCAUAUUUAAUUAAACUGACAGAUCAAGCGGACUUCAACACAUCGCCAAUAUUACAUGUGCAAAUCUCAGGUACAGAAAGGCAUGAUGCUAAAAUUGAAACAAUGUCACGUCAACUUUGUGGAGAGGAGCGCUAUCGUGUCGGAGAGCGAGCAAAUGAAAUUGGUCCUUUAGCAGUAUUUCGUGAACGUGUAGAAGCUGCUGAUGAAAAUUUGCUCGCAGAAGGUAAUUAUACUGGAUGUGAAACAAUUGAAGUAUUAAAAAAAACAGUAGCUGAUUACCAUAUUGAUGAAGAAAGUGUUACAUUGUUAUUUGAUCACAAGAAAACACUAAAAGAAGCGAAAAAGGAAAAUGAUAAAUUGAGAGUUGUAGAUGAAUAUUUUCGUUCUAGUACUGCUAUUAUUCAUCAAUCACCUUUUAAUGUAGAAGCUAUUCAACGUUAUCCUCAUCUCAAAACUCUUAUUAAUAACAAACUCAAAUACGAUAAAAUUGUUAAUCCAUUAUUCUCUCCACUACUUAUACGUAUUUUUUAUCGAUGGUGGGCAUAUUUACCCUUAUGGACAGAUUUAUUAUGGAAUUUCGAACAACGAUAUUCGAAUAGUCUUCAAACGAAUGCAUCUGUAAUAUAUAAUCCUAUUCGUCAUUCGAAUGCACUUGUUGAGAAUUAUUUUCGCACACUUAAAAGUAGCAUGCUUAAAAAUAAAGUUGCUACUCAACCACAGAAAAUAAUCGCAGAACUAUAUCGAAGCGUUCAAAUACAACUUAAAGCUAUUAAAUAUGAAGUAACACAAAGUUCAAAAGAAUACAUGUUAACAACUGCUCAACCGUCAUAUCACCCAGAGGUACUAAUUGAUGGUCAUUUAAUGCGAUGGCCACGAUUUGGAAUAAAAGAAGCCAUUUUUAGAGGUCGAUCCUAUACUCUCACUAAUACAUGUCACAUAGAUUCGGCAUUAUUUGCAUUAUAUUUUUAUAUAUAA
Messenger RNA from Rotaria sordida, 1512 nucleotides. NCBI's taxonomy places the organism in Eukaryota, Metazoa, Rotifera, Eurotatoria, Philodinida, Philodinidae. The record is from the annotation of a GenBank genome assembly.